Molecule: messenger RNA, 2924 nt
Organism: Cryptomeria japonica (Japanese cedar)
Lineage: Eukaryota; Viridiplantae; Streptophyta; Pinopsida; Cupressales; Cupressaceae
Product: G-type lectin S-receptor-like serine/threonine-protein kinase At2g19130
Exons: 1
Coding region: 224-2767 (847 amino acids)
Biological process (GO): recognition of pollen; protein phosphorylation
Molecular function (GO): ATP binding; protein serine/threonine kinase activity
Source: RefSeq, a predicted model, not a curated record
CUACACUGUUUAUGGGUUUACUUUUUACACUGCGAGUUUUUUUCACCGCACACACAGGCUUCUUUAAUAUAAUAGUUUGCUCCGGAUUCGAUUCCUGGACCACCAAACCCUUCAAAACCUUUAAAUUCAGAGGGUUUUCAAAGUGGAGGGUAUAAAAACUUGGUCUCUAUGUGCUUUAAAUUCAUGGCAAGGAGGACCUGAGAAAAGACAGCACAGAAUAGAAAUGCAGAAAAAAUGCAGAGAUUUUCAUCUGCAUUGGGUUUUAGCCACCAUUUUUGCAGUCCUCGUCAGAGCGGAUGAUACGAUAGACCUCGGGCCUGGUCUUACCGGCGACCAGACAAUUGCUUCCCAAAACGGGCAAUUUGAGCUUGGAUUCUUUAGUCCCGGUAGCAACAACAAAUGGUAUAUCGGCAUCUGGUAUGCGCAAAUCACUCCCAGAACUGUCGUUUGGGUAGCCAAUAGGGAGCAGCCCGUCAGCAGUUUCGCGGCCCUGAAAUUUACAGAAAAUGGCACCUUGGCAGUUUUGGAGGCCAAUAAUAACCCUGUUUGGGAGACCGGGAACCUCCUGAGGGCUUCUCGCGCCGUAAUUUUGGAUUCCGGCAACCUGGUUUUAUUGGCGGAUGACAGUAGUAAUAGAAAUGAUAGUAAGAAGGGGAAGAAACAUGCAAGUGAUAUUGUGGUUUGGGAAAGCUUCGACAAUCCAGCGGACACGUGGCUACCGGGAAUGAAGAUCAGUUAUGGAAAGCUUCUCACUUCGUGGAAAACCCUAACAAACCCGGCGCCCGGAGAUUUUAGUCUGCGGUUAAAUUUGGAGGAAAGUGGCAGCAAUUCUGGGAAAUUUAGCGAAUUCCAGCUCGUAUGGCGGAAUUCCUUUCCUUACUGGAGCAGCGGCAAAUGGAUUGGCAACAGCUUCAUGUUUAUACCAGAAAUGACUGUCAAAUAUAUCUACAAUUUCAGCUUUGUGAACCCCAACUCAUCUGACGGGUAUUUUACUUACACAGUUUUGCCCCAAUCUAAUGUAAUGUCUAGGUUUGCAGUAGAUAACUUUGGUAAGAUUAAACAGUAUACUUGGACUAAUCAGGCAAAUGCUUGGAACAUGUUUUGGCAAGAGCCGAGAGGGAAUUGUAAGGUUUAUGGGCUUUGUGGGCCUAAUGGGGUUUGUGAUGAUAGUGAAAAUGUCACUAAUUCUGACUUUUGUAAAUGUGUUGGGGGUUUCAAAUCUAGGUUUCCGCAGGCAUGGGAUUCUCAGGAUUGGUCCGGGGGUUGUGUUAGGAGUAGUCCCUUACAGUGUAAAACUGAUACUUUUUAUGAGUUUGGUAAUGUCGAUCUUGAUAAGGAUAAUAUUAAUAGUGUUUUGAUUAGUGGCGGCGUUUCUGUGGAUUCUUGUAGGAGGUCAUGUUUGGAUAAUUGUUCUUGUAUUGGAUAUGCAUAUAGAGAGGGUUUCAAAGAAUGUAGGAUGUUGUGGGGUGAUCUCUGGAAUUUGAGAAAUUGUUCCGCUGAUGAUGACAAUGACAGUGGGACUACUAGUGAUAGUACUUGUACUAGGAAUAGUGCACUGGUUUAUGUUCGUAUUGCUGCCUGUGAUUUGCCUAAGAAGGAUUUUCCCAAGAGGAAAGUGAGUCCUGGUGUGCUGAUUGGUGCACUUUCUGGUUUCGGUGCAUUCACUAUAAUUGUCUUUCUGAAUUUUCUGUGUUGGAAACAUUGGAAAAAGGCGAAGAAUACUGCAGAAAGUUUCCAUGGAACUACUCUGACCAUGUUUACCUACAAGGAUCUCCAGAUUGCCACGAGAAACUUUUCUGAGAAGCUGGGCUCUGGAGGGUUUGGGUCUGUUUACAAGGGUGUUCUUUCUGGUUCAAUCCCUAUUGCAGUUAAGAAAUUGGAGAGGCCAGAAGGUGGAGAGAAACAGUUUAGGAUGGAGGUCAGCACCAUUGGUACCAUUCAGCAUGUGAAUCUUGUUCGGCUUAGAGGCUUUUGCUCUGAGGGUGACAGGAGAUUGUUGGUCUAUGAUUACAUGCCCAAUGGGUCUUUGAAUACAUUCUUGUUUAAAGAGCAGCAAAAUAUUCUGGGUUGGGAUACACGCUAUCGUAUUGCACUAGGGACCGCACGGGCAUUAGCAUAUUUGCAUGAAGAAUGCAGGGAUUGUAUCAUCCAUUGUGAUAUCAAACCAGAGAAUAUUCUCCUUGAUGCAGAUUUUAAUGCCAAAGUAUCAGAUUUUGGGCUAGCAAAACUUGUUGGCAGGGACUUUAGCCGGGUUCUGACAACAAUGCGUGGUACCAGAGGCUAUCUUGCUCCAGAAUGGAUAUCUGGACUUCCAAUCACUGCCAAGGCUGAUGUCUACAGCUUUGGAAUGACAUUGUUGGAGAUUAUAGGUGGUCGUAGAAAUAUUGAAACAAGCAAUGUGGAAUCAGAAAAAUGGUUUUUUCCACCCUGGGCAGCCAAGCAAGUCAGCGUGGGAAACAUUCUGGAGCUUGUAGAUAAUCAUCUGGCUAUGGGCAUUGAUGAAGAAGAGGUUAGACGUGCAGCAAUGGUAGCUAUCUGGUGCAUUCAGGAUGAUGAGGACUCAAGACCCACAAUGGGCACUAUUGUGAAGAUGUUAGAAGGAAUUCUUGAUGUUUCGACACCUCCAAUUCCCAGAACUCUACAAGCUCUCAUGGAUGAAAACCGUGUGUCUCAAACAAUGACGGUGGAUUCUGAAAUGGAUUCACCGGUUUCUUCACCUUCUUCAAUUGUUGUUGUCAAUGCUUCCAAAGAUUUGGAAAGUAGUUAAAUUGUGUGAAGGAUUAAACUGUUUGCAGAGGAGUUUGCUGUUUUGUUCAAGGAAAACUCCAUGGAGAAAACCUCAUACUCCUGUUGCAUGCCCCUGCAAUGUAAUUUUCUACGUGUUGUACUUGUAAUACAAUGUAAUUCAAAUUUUGAACUGUUAA